Messenger RNA from Staurois parvus, 356 nucleotides. The record is from the annotation of a GenBank genome assembly. Lineage: Eukaryota; Metazoa; Chordata; Amphibia; Anura; Ranidae.
CAUGAAAUUGUCCAAAUUGUCUUGGUAUGCUGACGCCUUAAGAGUUCCCUUCACUGGAACUAAGGGGCCACAGGAAAUUUGGGGGUCUUUCGCUAUUGACUCUGCAGACAGUUGCGCUGACCCCGCUCUGUCAUUUUAUGUGGCCUACCACUUCGUGACUGAUUUGCUGUUGUUCCCAGUUGCUUCCACUUUGUUAUAAUACCACUAACAGUUGACUGUGGAAUAUUUAGUAGCAAGGAAAUUUCAUGGAUGGACUUAUUGCACAGUUGGCAACCUAUCACAGUACCACGCUUGAAUUCACUGAGCUCCUGAGAGCGACCCAUUCUUUCACAAAUGUUUGUAGAAGCAGUCUGCAU